CACGGCUACGACCGUGGCCAGACUUACCUAGAGACAAAGGUAAGUUACUCGACUCUCCUAGUCUCCUUAACCAUUGUAAGCGCCAUUUUAGCCCUAAUUGAUUCAGAGGCCAGCUAAAGGCAUUUGGAAAUCUUGGAAAAUAACUUAUUUCUAAAGCCUAAAUGGCAUGCCAUCCGCUUCUAGGGAGUUCAUUUUCUGUUCUAGAGUUGGAGAGAACAUUGAGCAGAAUAUAAACAUCGGCGAGUAUAAUUGAGCGAUACGCGACACACGACACACCACUCUCGGAAUGUUAGAAAAUUUUCUCUCUCUAGGCCCCGGUACUAGUGACGAGCUUUUUCGUAUUCAACCGUGACGUAAAAAAAACUAUUAUUUAUAUGGUGAUCUAGUGGAGAAAUUCAAGAACAUUUGGUUGUUUGAAGUGUUUUUGAAAGUGCAUAUAAUCCUGCUUCGUGCCGCUUAACAGAACUUGUAGAUGGAGGAGGAUAAGGCAAUUUUAGACAAUGUUGUGCUUAAAGUAGAAGUUACGCCGAAAGUGGAAUCUAAUAAUACAUCAGAAAUCGUACGUUUAACGCCAACUGGAAAAAUCAGUCAUGCUAAAACACGCGUUUAUACACAGCGAUAUCGUAAAGAAUGGGAACACAUGACGGACUUUAAAGAAUGGCUAACGUCGGUACCAUACCAGGCAACUCGAGCUUUUUGUAAAUUUUGCCAAAGGAAUUUACAUGCUCAUCGAUUAUCAUUGUUAAAACACAUGUGUACCUUAAAGCAUCAAAGAGCUGCUAUUCAAUAUAAUAAGAUGCAAGCAGUAAGCAGUCAACAAGUGGAAGAAAUAUCGAAUGAUAUGAAUUAUGUUGUCGAAAGAUUAGAUGUGGAUGAUUACGAAGAUUCAAAUUACGACGAUACAACGUAUGUGCAAGAUGGAGAGGAAAUAACUAUUGAAAGCGAAGUGCAAGAAGAAAUUGUGGAAGAAACAGAUACCGAUACAGCAACCCCAGUGAAAAAAAUUCGUCUUCAAAAGGAACAGGCCGAGGAUACUUUAGCGCAAGCUAUGUCCCACGUUCAAUCGGAUUACUUGACAGAGAAUAACGAAUCCAUUGAAUUACAAAUGGUCGUUGAACCAAAUCACGAUAACGACGACGAAGAAAGUAAAUCGUAUGAACUCAUUAAAUAUGAGAACUUAGAAAAUUCAAAGAAUCAAUUUGACAUACAAAAAGAUUUGUCAAAUUCUUCGAGCAUUAAAAAUAGCUCGGAUGACGAAAUAGAGAAGCAAUUGAGUAACGAUGAAGAGAUUAAGAAUACCAUAUCAUCAUUGGAUACUACAAAUUCUGUACUACCUUCGGAUAAUUCAAAAAAAGUGUACUUUUUCUCUACUGGUGGAAAAUCCUAUACUUUAGUAAAAAGUAAACUUCCGCAGCUUAUAUUGAAUCAAUUCAAUAAAAAUUUAACUUUAUUUAAAACUGCAAAACGGGAUGGUAAAAAUACUAAAGAUACAAUACCUGAAAUUAAUAUUACUACGGCGAGUACUAGUCAAGAAUCUACAAAUAAGAAUAUUUUAUCGUCAAACACCUCAUUAAUGACGACAAAAUCCGUUUUAAUAAAGAAGCCAAUUGUUAGUACGCAUGUUUUGGAAACAAGUAAAGGAGUACCAGUUUGUGGACUGCAAGUUAGUCUUUACAAAUUACAAGAUGGUCGAUGGACAUUUAUUCAUGAAAGUAUCACAACUGCCAAUGGUAAUUGCAAUAAUUUUUUAAAUUCAGCUACAAACAAUCUCUCAACCGGACGUUAUAAACUUCAUUAUGACGUAGAAAAAUAUUACGCAAUGAGAAAAAUAGCAACUAUUUAUCCAUUCAUCGAAAUCGUUUUUGAUAUCAAAGAUCCUAAUUCAUCAUAUCAUGUUCCACUUUUGCUUAGCCCAUUUAGUUACAGCACAUAUAAAGAUUCGCGUAGAUGAAGUCAGUAAUUAUAAUUAAUUCUAUUUUUAAAUUAAUUA
Messenger RNA from Ceratosolen solmsi marchali, 1990 nucleotides. RefSeq lists its product as uncharacterized. Lineage: Eukaryota; Metazoa; Arthropoda; Insecta; Hymenoptera; Agaonidae. Gene Ontology annotation, biological process: purine nucleobase metabolic process. The record is from RefSeq and is a predicted model, not a curated record. The transcript has 7 exons. The coding region runs from base 473 to 1951 and encodes 492 amino acids. Gene Ontology annotation, molecular function: hydroxyisourate hydrolase activity.